Messenger RNA from Venustampulla echinocandica, 4788 nucleotides. RefSeq lists its product as uncharacterized. Gene Ontology annotation, molecular function: nucleic acid binding; 5'-3' DNA helicase activity; zinc ion binding. Lineage: Eukaryota; Fungi; Ascomycota; Leotiomycetes; Helotiales; Pleuroascaceae. The record is from RefSeq and is a predicted model, not a curated record. The transcript has a single exon. Bases 1 to 4788 code for a protein of 1595 amino acids.
AUGGCCGACUCAGCCGGAUCUAAGCUGAACUAUGACCGCGUCAUUUCCCUUGCAGCCUGCGUGUUGGUUAAUGGUAUCGCCUUCGGCGAACCAUUCCAAACCAGCCUGAAGGGCAAUGACGCGUCCAAGUUUCCUACUGUCCGCUUCCUCCCCUCGUAUAGCGAGCCCGGCCUCCGUUCCAACAUUGGCAUCUCCUUCACAGCCAGCCGUCAUCACGAUUCCGCGGACACGGCCGUGGCUGACAAGACCAAUCCACUCGGACACGCGCACCAUGCAAUCUUCGUCGACUGCCAUGGCCGAACUAUUCGUGACGUUACCAUCACCAAAGCCUCUGUCGAAGGUCUUCCAGCCGCUUUUAACUGUACCGACUUCGACCCAGUCGGAAAAGCUUUCCUCACCUUCAAGAGCGACGCGCCGUUGACAAAGGGUCUGGCCGUCCCCCAGCUUCAUACCGACGCCUUGACCUCGACUAUGCGGGCUAUCGCCACCGAGAUCGACUCCACCAUUACAGCUAAGGCUCCCCUGGCCUUCUUCUGUAUCAUCAGCCCACACCGGUACGGCUCCCGUUUCAUCAGCUCGCUGACUACCAAGAUCGCCGCCGACAUCGACGAGGACCCGCUCUACCCCUGGUCAAAGAACUCCCCCGCUCAUCAUCAACUGGAGCUGAACAAUAUUCACCCAGUCCACGACCGCCCACCAUUCUCUAUGGAGAAUUUCAUCGUGGCUCCCCGUUCCCAAUAUGCCGACAGACUGGACAUGCAGGUCCCAAUCGUGUACGGUGAAGUCGGCGAGCACGAAUAUGAAAUGGGCAUUCGGGAGGAAUGGACCGAGGCCCUCUUUGCAACGGUGUUCGCGCCUAUCCCGGGCUCAGCUUUCGCAGCCAAUGCCAAUGACAACGCGCUCCCCAAGCUCAUCCUCGCCUACAUCUCUCUGCUAGGCAAGGACAUCCCCAAACCGCAGCCCGGCGAUCGCUUCAGCGUUUAUAUGCCGUUCCCCAUCCCCGAUUGUCCCGAAUACGACGGCCCAGACCGUAAGAAAUCCCGAUCUAUCGAUGACAACGACUACGACUACGCGGAUUUCGACCCCGAAGACAUGGAUACCGCCGCGGGCGACGGCGAGGAGAUCAUCGCACCAGACGCUGCAGCCGGCACCGCCAUCAAGCUCCUGCAUGCCCAAGAUGCCGACCUGCUGCGCGAAGACCGACUGCUCCACACCUGGGUCGGCACCGUGGUUCAAGUCAUGCCUGACACCCCAGCCGGCGUUCUCAUCUUGAUAUGCGAGAGACCUACCGAUGUUAGAUGGAUGGGGAAGAAGGACCCCCCUCGUGUAGCCACCAUCAUCCCCUUUAUGCCACAUAAGUUUCGCAACGCCGAGCGCCUGGGGCUCGAAAUCCAACAACAACUGGAUACACACCCACAUGAACUGAAGAUCGCUCCCUUGUUUAGCGACAAGACUUUCAAGGACAUCAUCCGGACGACCAGCAUUUUCUUCAAGCUAAUGGACCGUCCUAGCAACUCAACUCAAAUCAAUGUCCACUUGGCCCAUUACCUCCUCUCCUUCAACAAGAAUCUCGCGUAUCCGGUACUUGAUUUCUUUCACCCGGAUAUUGCUGGUAACAAUUGGGCGAGAUAUACCGAUGAUCUUUCACCUUACCAGAAGGAGGUGUUUGACGAGGCCCUUCAACGUAUCGAGCACGGCAUGUUGUUUAUUGAGGGCUGCGUCGGCUCGUCAAAAUCCACCUUGGCUGCUAUCCUUUCCACAAUCCUGGUCGCUAGUGGCCGACACUCAGCCCCAAUCCUUAUGGUCCAGGAGACAAAUGUGGGCGUCGAUCAUCAGGCAUUACAACUGGCAGCUCGCUUUAACCGAUAUGGACUUGGGAAGAAACUUAUCAUUCGUGUUGGUUCCUUGCCCGAAGAAACUCAACGUUUUAUCAGCCGGGUUCAUCCUACCGAGUUUAAGGAACGUUUCCGCUCCGAUACCAACGACGUCGACCUUGCCGAGUUUGCGGCACUCGGUCUGCUCAAUGACUACGGACAGGCCUAUAGCGACGACCGGCAGCAAGGAGAUAAGCGUUUUAAGGAGGAGUGCGCAAAUUUAACGCUGCACGAAGCAAUGUGGAAACGACUCCACGAAUAUAUGGACUGCAACAAAAACUACUUCUCAUUGCUAGCUGCGCUCAAUACCCAGGCCGAUAGUCCCGAUGACGUCCAAUUCUCUCCCGCUGAGGUUACAGCCCUCCUAACCAGCCUGCGCCGCGAUACUCUGGCGGCAGCCGAUGUAGUGCUUUGCACCACAUCGAUUGCCUUGCGUCCAGCCAUCGCCGACGCUAUUGCCCGACCUACCGCACUGUUCCAAGAUGAGGCCUGCAAGGCCAAGCCAAGCUCUACGUACGGCCUCAUUGGCCUGUACAGACCACAAACCUUUUACGCAUUGAUUGGCGACUCCCGCCAGCUAGGACCCUAUUUUAUCACAGCAGACAAUCCGGAGUUCCCCAACCCUUUCUACCGUGCGGCCACUCUAUCGGUCCUAGCGCGCGCCCGGGAUCACCGGCUCCCAAUCCUUACAUUCUACGAACAGCAUCGCAUGUGGACGCCGUACUUGACCAGCUGGCUCUCGCAUCGUGCCUACCAUGGCAUGAUGCGGGACGGCAACCGCGACCGGGCACCCAUUGCACAAGUCCAAUUUGUCUAUGACUUCCUUGUGACUAGAUUUGGAAUCAAGAAGCGCGAAAACUUCGUUGUGAUUGAAACGAACGGCAGCAGGUCGUUCAAGGAGGAAGGCAGCACAUCACUGCAAAAUCUCCACCAUGUCGCGCUAGUAGUACAGAUCAUGCGGGACUUCAAGAGCUACAUCGACGAUGCAGACACCAGCUUCAACAGAAGCGACUUCUCAGUUGUUCAUCUGACUCCAUACAAGAAACAACAAACGCUGGUCGAAGAAGCUAUUAGAUUCCUCCAUGAUAGUCGCUUUAGAUCACUCACUGUGGUUGGGGCACAAGGAAUUACUGCAGGACUCGUGAUUUUCGAGAUCCCGAAUGAACGGCUCUCGGCCUUUGUUAACGAAUACAAGGCAUUCCUCGUCGCGAUGACCCGACACUCUGCCGGGGUUAUCGUCAUUGUCACAGAAUCCGCCAUCGAUCCGUCUACUUACAGCAUGACAGCCGACAGAAUGUACCGGAACCCUAGAGUCAACAAUAUUUACGCACUCUAUGGAGUAGGCUUAGACCUAGGCAACGUGUUCUACACCGACGUUCCUGAUAUCUCGAAAUGCAACAAAUGUGGUGCCAUAGGUCAUCAACGCGCCGACUGUUCUACGAAUGCCAAAUGUUACAACUGUCUCGAGUUGGGCCAUGGUUAUCGGGACUGCCCAGAUGAGAAGCUGCGAGAUCCGCCCAAGAUGGAUCCAACUCGUCUAGCCUCAAUUAUCUGUCACAACUGCAGCCAAAUGGGACACAUGAAGCCCGAUUGUCCAGGAUGUAAAGUCUGUAAGACAGCUGAGCACGCCUAUGCCGACUGCCCACAAAAGUUCUGCAAGACAUGCCAGACGAGUAGUCAUUGGACUAUCGGUUGUCCUAAGAUUAACAUAUGUUCGCGAUGUGGCACUGCCGGUCAUCAACGCAAGGCAUGUACGGAAACCUUAACCCGCUCACGCCGAGCUGCAUACAAAGUCAUCCAGCACAACAACACGACUUGGAAUGAUGAAAACCCACAGUUCCAACGUGACUUGCAGGCUACCAUGCAUCUAUCGAUCACUUUCAUCAGCCCCAACAGCCUGCAACAUGGUGCGGCCACCUCCGACGAGCAAGAGCGAAUCCAGCUCGCAUAUGCAAUCGCCGAGUCCAAGAUCACCGCCAACCAUAAACGCCGAUUUUCGGAUUCUCGUAUACUCAAGCCGGACCCUCUCACACUUCAAGCAGCAAAUACUAUCACAUCGAGCAGCACUUUCCUGCAGGAGGCUGCCAUUGACGAUGAGCAAGAACGUAUCCAAGUAUUUGCCGCGAUCGAGCUUUCCAAACAAUCGAGACAGCAGCAUUCGUUUACGACUACAGACGGUCUCGAUUCACUGCAUGGAUCCAGCUUCACGGUGGAGGAUGCCCGACGUAUUAUCAAUGAGUACGGCAAGCCUCAGGACGCUACAUCACCUAAUCCGGUAUAUAUCAAGUGGAUGUGUGCAUUAGCAGCAUCGUGGCACCAGGAACUUCUUCAGAACGCGACCGACGAUACGAAGAUCGAUAUCUGGUAUACCCUACCAACCUAUAGCCCCUUCCGCAGUAUGCCUCCAUUGCAUAUUUUAAGAGCCGGGUCCAAAUUCAUUGUACAAGGCAAUCGCAGGGACGGCUCAGUUUGCUAUCUGCUAGCUUACGAAUGGCAGGAUGGAAGCACCCAUCACCUCUCGUGGCUUGACAAGGCUCAGCCAGCCACCCUGCUGCACCCAGAGCACUCCGACGGAUUCACUACGUUGCCCAAUUUCAUCACUGACGUGACUGCACUCGGCGAUUGGAGAGAGGGUUGGUACUCUGACAUUGCCCAAGCAAACAUGGACGUAGGCAUCGACGAAGAAGACUCAGUGCCCGAAUUCGAGAUCACGGUUAAAGACGUGGAGGACACGGACGUGGGCAGCAAUACUGCAGGAGAGCCUGAGCAGCAGGAAGUACAGGAGGAAGUACAGCGGGCCGAUGAAGGCGAUAGUUGGACUGAUACCGGAGAUAUGGGUAAUGGUUGGACAGAUGCGGAACACACCGAUAAUGGUUGGGAGAGCACUGGAGACCAAGGCGGGUGUGGAUGGUAA